AUGGCAUUCGGCCUAGUUGAAUUCGAAUCCGCAUGGAACGCCGCGACCGAAUCCCGCCCCCUCUGCUUUGAAAGCCUCUUCCUCCUGGGCUUCUUCAAAGGAGUGGCCUUCCUGUCCCACCCUGCUCAAGGCACCUAUUUGGACCGGCAUUUAAGAAUCAAGCUGUGGUUGGAGCCUCGAGAGAAAAUAGUGUGGGGGGCGGAUGGGGUGAAGGGGUGGCGGCCGCGAGUGCUGUAUAUCACACGGCUGGGGGCGGAGUUGAAGGGUCGGCGCACCUUUGUGCCGGAGAGUCAUGAGGCGCUGCUGAAGCUGAUGAGCGACCUGGACCUUGAGGUGACAAUGGCCGAGUUGGGGCACCUAACAUUCCGGCAGCAAUUCGAAGCGCUUCAAUCAGCUGACAUCAUCAUUACCAUCCACAGCGCCUCCUUCAUGAACGUUCCCCUCCUCGCGCGCCGCUCCGCUGUGGUGAUUGAGAUAAUGCCCUACAGGGUCGUGCAUGACUUGUACUAUUCGCUAACUCUCAACUCCGGAAUGCCGUAUUUCCUCAAGAUGUGUCGCAAGGGGGAGGAGCAGGAGGGGGAUGCUGCUUUCAAAGAGUUGAACGGCUUUGAUUGCAUGCGCAAGCAUGCAGCGUGCAAGGCCCACCAUGUGCACUUUCGGAGCGUAGAGCUCACGAACAGGGAUUUGCAGGAUUUGAGAACGAUGCUGAUGGUUGCAAAGGGGUUGGCUGGAGCGAUUUUGGGGGCGUUUGGGAGGGAAGUGGAGCCUGAUGAGCUGCCCGUGUGGGCAGAAGAAAAGUUGAAGGACGUGUGUGUUGCCUGA
Molecule: messenger RNA, 822 nt
Organism: Closterium sp. NIES-65
Lineage: Eukaryota; Viridiplantae; Streptophyta; Zygnematophyceae; Desmidiales; Closteriaceae
Source: the annotation of a GenBank genome assembly